AUGGGAAUCGCGAGGAAGAUCUUCGAUGAGAUGCCGGUGAGAGAUGUCGUAUCGUGGAACUCGAUUAUUUCGGGGUUCUUGCAGAAUGGAGAGCAUGGGAAGGCAAUGGCUGUUUUCUCUGAAAUGGGUAGAUCAGGUGUGAAGUUGGAUAGGACGACUUUUGCUGUUGCUCUAAAAGCUUCUGCUGGUUUAGGAGAUUGCUAUGUGGGUGUUCAGAUUCAUGGGUUAGCAAUCAGGUUGGGGCUCGUUAAUGACGUUUUCACAGGCAGUGCGCUGCUUGACAUGUAUGGAAAAUGUAAUCGGGUGGAUGAUUCGCUCAGGGUGUUCCGAGAGAUCCCAGAGAAAAACUGGGUUUCAUGGAGUGCCAUGAUUGCUACUUGCACUCAAAAUGAUAGAUUGUUCAUGGGGUUAGAGCUGUUCAAUGAGAUGCAAAACACUGGAGGAGUAGGGGUCAGUCAGUCAAUCUAUGCCACCAUUUUCAGAUCCUGUGCAGGCCUAUCUGCUUCAGAUCUAGGAGCUCAAUUCCAUUGUCAUGCUAUCAAGACUGAUUUUGGAUCAGACGUGAUAGUGGGAACUGCAACACUCGAUAUGUAUGCAAAAUCUGGAAGCAUCGGAGAUGCUCAUAAGAUAUUUAACUCUAUGCGAAAGCAUAAUCUACGGUCGUACAAUGCCAUUAUUGUUGGGAGCAUUCUGUGGUUGUGCGUCAAUCAAAGAUUAGUUUCUGGGACUGCAAUGAAUGCAUUAACGAUGAAGACUGUUUUUGGCACAAAUGUCUGCGUGGUGAAUGCCAUGAUUGACAUGUAUGGUAAAUGUGGAGCUUUAUUUGAAGCUACCUCUGUCUUCAAUGAGAUGAUAUACAGGGAUGCAGUGUCCUGGAAUGCCAUAAUUGCAACUAAUGAGCAGAAUGGCAGUGAAGAUAACACACUUCCGCUUUUCUCUUUGAUGCUUCAGUUUGGAAUGGACCCUGAUGAAUUCACCUACGGCAGUGUACUUAAAGCAUGUGCAGGCCAGCAAUCUGUAGGCAGCGGCAAGGAAAUCCAUGGAAGAAUCAUCAAAUCCGGAUUGGGUUUGGAGCCAUUCAUUGGGGGUGCUCUUGUUCACAUGUACUGUAAAUGUGGAGCUAUGAAGGAGGCCAAGAAAAUCCACGAUAGAAGUGACCCACAACCGAUGGUUUCAUGGAAUGCGAUUAUUUCAGGAUUCUCAUUGCUACAACAGACUACGGUUGGUCUAGGAAUGCAGAUUCAUGCUCAGGUCAUAAAGCAACAACUGCAGUCCGAUGUGUACAUAUCGAGUACACUGGUGGACAUGUAUUCAAAGUGCGGUAAACUUCAAGAUUCAGAACUUAUGUACGAGAAAGCACCAAAAAAGGACCUUGUGGCAUGGAACAGUCUGAUAUGCGGUUAUUCACAGCAUGGUCUUGGAGAAAAGGCAUUGAUGUUAGAGCCGGAUGACUCUUCUGCUUAUAUUCUUCUCUGCAACAUUUAUGCUGAUGCUGGGAUGUGGGGCAAGGUUUCUGCGGCUAGGAGGAUGAUGAAGGCGAAUAGGCUUAAGAAGGAACCAGAUUGCAGCUGGAUUGAGAUUAGAGAUGAAGUGCAUCGAUUUGUCAGUGGAGACCAGUCCCAUCUGAGAUGUGACAACAUAUACAAAAAUCUCAGCCUGCUGGUUGAUGAGAUGAAGUGGACUGGUGACAUGUCAUUUGAGUUCCACUUAUAA
This is a messenger RNA of Linum tenue, 1713 nucleotides long. NCBI's taxonomy places the organism in Eukaryota, Viridiplantae, Streptophyta, Magnoliopsida, Malpighiales, Linaceae. The record is from the annotation of a GenBank genome assembly.